Molecule: messenger RNA, 2971 nt
Organism: Gadus macrocephalus (Pacific cod)
Lineage: Eukaryota; Metazoa; Chordata; Actinopteri; Gadiformes; Gadidae
Gene: slc22a5
Product: solute carrier family 22 member 5
Exons: 10
Coding region: 658-2334 (558 amino acids)
Biological process (GO): transmembrane transport
Cellular component (GO): membrane
Molecular function (GO): transmembrane transporter activity
Source: RefSeq, a predicted model, not a curated record
CCUUUUAAUGCUACUUAGGACCAUUUAGAGUGCAGGCACGGGCCAUUCUUGAGGGUAUUUAGAAGCCAGGAAUGUCGUCUGGAAGAAAUACAGCUUGGAGUACUGCUAGUGAAGAGCUGGGAGAGCAGAGGACACAGCCCUUCUUCACACAUUUGGUUAUUUGUUUUUUCUUGCCUAUUAUUUCAACCCCUCCCCCCCCCAUCUCAUCAUCACUUGCUGUAAGCUUUGAUCACAUCUGCAUCCAUGAGUGAUAGGCCUCUCAACCAGGGCUGAUUCCAGUUCAACAGCUUGCUCUUUUGUUCUCUGCAGGAGUAUUAAUGCUGGCAGUCUGGGGCCAGCGCUGCAGCUGUGUCCUCAGGCCACUCACAAGGGGGUCUCGUCUCCGCUCCAUCAAGUCAGGAAUCAGACUUUAACUUUUUUCCUUUCUUCCCUUUCUUCCUUGCCUGCUCUCUGUGUGUGUGCGUAUACACUCUCCUCCUUACGCCAGGCGAGACUGGUAGUCUGUUCUUGAAACUUCUCCAAGGCAGGUCGGUUCUUCCCUGCCCCCCCCCCUCUUCCUACCCCACUCCCCCCCAACCCUGUUUUUUUUUUUUAAAGGUCAGGUUUAUAAAGAAAGGCUAAAGUUAAAUGAGGUAAAAACAUAGAUAAAUUGAGAGAAUGGGCGAUUACGACAAAGACACUGCCUUCAUAGGACAAUCGGGCCGGUACUUCUGGGCGGCUUUUUUCCUGCUCAACACCGUGUUCAUCUCCACCGGAUUCACCGGCCUCUACAUCGUCUUCGUCGGGGCCGUGCCCCCGCACCACUGCCAGAUUCCCCACCAGGCCAACCUGACGGCCGAAUGGCGGGCGGUCAUCGUUCCCACGGAGACGGCGGCCAGCGGCGAGGAGCGGCUGAGCCGAUGCAGCCGGUACAGACUGGACGUGGUCAGCAACCUGUCUGCCCUCGGCCUCAUACCCGGCAGGGACAUCAACCUCACCGAUGUGGCGCUUGAGGGUUGUGUGGACGGCUGGAGCUACAGCCAAGACAUCUUCAAGUCCACCAUCGUCACAGAGUGGGACCUUGUCUGUGGUGAUUCAUGGAAAGUUCCCUUUGCAUCUUCAACCCUCUUUAUGGGCUUCCUGAUUGGAUCCCUCAUAUCAGGCCAGCUUUCUGACAGAUUUGGCAGGAAGAAGGUCCUUUUCGUUUCCCUUGCGGCCCAGUUUGUAUUUGUUUUCCUUCAGUCUCUCUCCACGUCAUGGAUACUGUUCUGCAUCACCUUCCUCUUCAUUGGAGCUGCCCAGAUAGCCCUCUAUAUAUCUGCCUUUGUACUAGGAACCGAGUUGCUGAGUAAGUCAAUGCGUGUUAUUUUCACAACCCUGGGGACGUUCCUCUUCUACUGCAUCGGCUACAUGCUGCUACCCUGGCUUGCCUACUGCUUCAGAGAUUGGAGGACACUGCUGGCAGUCAUCUCCUCCUUCUCUUUAGCCUACAUUCCUUUAUGGUGGUUCAUUUCAGAGUCUCCAAGAUGGCUAAUCUCUCAGGGGAGAGUGGCAGAGGCGGAGUUCAUACUGAGACGUGCUGCCAAGAAGAACAAGGUGGAAGCUCCAGAAGUCAUCUUUAAAGAAUCUGGGUUUGGAGAUGGGCAGAAAAUAAAGAAAUACACCAUUAUUGACGUACUGAAAUCCAGAAAACUAAGGCUCAUCACACUCUUGUGUCUAACUCUUUGGAUGUCUGUUAACAUUGGUUACUUUGGACUAUCUCUGAACACCUCAAACCUAAGUGGUGACCCUUACAUGAACUGCUUCCUGUCAGCCUGCACUGAAGUUCCUGCCCAUGUCAUGUCCACUCUGCUUCUGAGGAACUGUCCAAGAAGAGCCCUUCUUUCCUCUUUCCUCAUCAUCGGUGGUGGAUUUCUACUCCUUGUCCAGUUCAUCCCCGAGUCUCUCCAUGGUUUGACUCUGGCCAUGGUUCUGACUGGGAAAUUCGGUUUCACCAUGGCCUUCAGCGUGGUCUACAUCUACACGGCAGAGCUUUACCCGACGGUCCUGAGGAACAUCGGCAUCGGAAUGUGUUCUUCCGCGGCACGCAUCGGAAGCAUCACCGCUCCGUACGUCAUAUAUUUAGGUACAUACAGCAAGUUUCUGCCCUACAUUCUCAUGGGAAGCAUCACAGUUGGCUCUGCAGUGGUUAAUGUCUUCCUCCCAGAGACCCUCAACAAACAACUGCCAGAGACUGUAGAGGAGAUGCAGGAAUGUCAAGGGAUUUGCAGGAGAAAAGGAAACAAAUCAGAAGACUUGGAAAAGAAGGACAACAUAUCUCGACAUAACUACACGAGUGAGCGAGUGCAAGAGUGAAAAAGAGAGUGAGAGGUAGAACGAGCAAGAGAGAAAAGGAGUGAAAUUCCAACUAUGCAGAGUAGUCUUUAUGAAUGAGGGUAGUGGAGAUUACAAGUGUUGUUUUUUUCAUCUCCAAGCAUUUGUACAGUAUGACCAUAGUUUCAAACUUCGUACUGCCAAGGUAGCAUAAUACAUAUGCAUACAUAAUGCUACCUCUGUAAAUAAGUAACAUUGCAAGAGGAUGUUAGAAAGACAGGCAAAGGUUUAAAAAAAUAGGAAACGACAAUGAAGUAACAAACAACAUCAUCCAUGUCGUCCUUUUAUAAACCUUAAUGGCUCUGGGUUCCAGAUGGCAGAUCAGAAUCCCCUUUCUCCAGUUAAAACAUUACCAAUCUUUGCUUGAAUAACCGUUUAUGGAUGACAGCAACCAUACAUGAAAAUCAUUCACAUAGAACACACAAAAUAAAAACUAUGCUAUAACUGUACAGGAAAAGUUCCAAAUAGUGACCACCCUUGAUCAAAAACUUGAGUCAAUAACAAAAUAUAAUCUUCCCUUGUUAGAUUUUUUUGUUAUGAUCGUGUACUGUUUUUUCAUGACUAUAUUGUAUAAUGUUGCACUUGUGGGAAUACAAUAAAUAUCACACAUUUACUUGAA